Molecule: messenger RNA, 2039 nt
Organism: Dendroctonus ponderosae (mountain pine beetle)
Lineage: Eukaryota; Metazoa; Arthropoda; Insecta; Coleoptera; Curculionidae
Product: beta-glucuronidase
Exons: 13
Coding region: 117-2015 (632 amino acids)
Biological process (GO): carbohydrate metabolic process; glucuronoside catabolic process
Molecular function (GO): beta-glucuronidase activity; carbohydrate binding
Source: RefSeq, a predicted model, not a curated record
CGCAAUUAUUAAUACGUGAUGGAGAUCUGUGUUUUAGCAGAAUUUAAAAGUGAUACACCCAAACAGGUGAGAACCGAUCGGUGAAAUCACUUAAAAGCUGAUCUUCCUCAGUAAAAAUGAAAGCCGUUUUUUCCGUAUCACUGCUACUGGGAUUUUUCAUGACUCAGUCAGCCCAUGCAGGAAUUCUACAGGCGAAAAGCUCGCAAACUCGAGAAGUCCUCAGUUUGGACGGCUUAUGGUACUUUACUAUGAAUGCAAGUUUAGUGUCUACAAUCGAAGAAGCCACUGAUGUAGAUCUGAAUUUAAUGCCAGUACCAUCCAGCUACAACGACAUUUCCACUAAACUGAGCGUCAGAGAUCAUGUGGGGGCUGUAUGGUAUAAACGGACGUUUUUCGUUCCCUCCUCAUGGAAUGAUAAAAAAGUCUGGAUUAGGUUUGGUUCCGUUUGCUAUAAUGCAUCAGUGACUAUAAAUGAUGAAGUUGCUGUAACCCACAGUAUUGGCCAUCUUCCAUUUGCAGCAGAAAUUUCUUCAUUACUGAAAUUUGGAAGGGAAAAUUCAAUAAUUGUGGAGGUAAACAAUAUUCUGACAUCGACAACUAUUCCGCAAGGAAACGUGGAAACCCUUAUCAGUGGCCGAGAGAAGCAAUUUUUCAAUUUCGACUUCUUCAAUUAUGCGGGCAUUGAUCGGCCCGUACUCCUCUACUCUACAAAUGACGCUUAUGUAGAUGAUAUCGACAUUAAGACUGAUCAAAGCGGGAAAGAUGGUUUGGUCUCGUAUGAACUAGCACUGGUUGGACUUGACCCUUCUACCAGCUUGGAAGUGAACAUCUUGGACAAACGUGGCGAUGUUGUUGCUUUGAGUAACGAAGCUGCGGACACUUUAAUAGUGGAAGACGCUCAACUGUGGUGGCCUUAUCUAAUGGACCCGAACCCUGGCUAUUUGUAUACCUUAGAAGUUCUCAUCAAACGCGGUGAAGAAUUAGUAGAUCACUACAAGCAACCGUUUGGAAUAAGACAUCUGGAGUACACCAGCGACCAAUUCACGAUAAACGGCAGAAACAUCUACAUCAGAGGAUUCAGCAGGCAUGAAGAUUCAGAUAUUCGGGGAAAAGGUCUGGAUUUGCCACUGAUCAUUCGCGAUCACAGUUUGAUCAAAUGGAUCGGCGCCAACUGCUACCGAACUUCUCACUAUCCAUAUGCAGAUGAAAUCAUGGACUUGGCCGACCAAUUGGGAAUAAUGAUCAUUGAUGAGGUACCAGCAGUCGAUACAGACGAUUUCAACGAUGAACUUAUGGAAAACCAUAAACAGUCUCUUACUGAACUGCAUCGGAGGGAUAAAAAUCGUCCUGCUGUAGUGAUUUGGUCGAUUUCCAAUGAACCAGUAACACAGAAAAAUGAGUCUGAAGCAUAUUUCAGGCAAAUUGCGGCGCACAUUAAAAGUCUAGACACUUCAAGGCCCAUUACCAUUGCAAAUGCGGCCCAAUUUGAUGUAGAACAUUCUGGGCAAUUUUUGGACAUCCUAGGCGUAAACCGAUACGAAGGCUGGUACCAAAAUGUGGGGCAACUGGAUGGAAUCUAUCAAAGAAUUAUCGAAUACGCCACAGCAUGGCAUGAUUUGCACAAUAAGCCGGUUUUGAUCACUGAAUAUGGAGCAGAUGCUGAAGAAGGUUUGAGUUAUCUGCCUACAUACAUUUGGUCCGAAGAGUUCCAGAACGACGUAAUGUCCGAGUAUUUCAAAGCGUUUGAUGAACUGAGGAAAGAGAGCUGGUUCAUUGGGGAGUUGAUAUGGAACUUUGCAGACUUCAGAACCGACCAAGACAUUAGGAGAGUGGGUGGAAACAAAAAGGGCAUUUUUACCCGAAGUCGACAGCCAAAACAAUCGGCCUUCCUGAUGCGGAAGAGAUACUGGCAGUUGGCCUAUGAAUUGGACAACGCCACUUUGCCUGAUGAUUUGGAUCCGUACACUAGUGAUGCUGCCAAACUCAAGAAAAAGGUGAAUGUUGAUGAAUUGUAAAUUAAAUAAAAGAGUUCAAAUUGG